This is a messenger RNA of Lacerta agilis (Sand lizard), 3424 nucleotides long. Its product is annotated as GA-binding protein subunit beta-1-like. NCBI's taxonomy places the organism in Eukaryota, Metazoa, Chordata, Lepidosauria, Squamata, Lacertidae. Gene Ontology annotation, cellular component: nucleus. Gene Ontology annotation, molecular function: protein binding; transcription cis-regulatory region binding. The record is from RefSeq and is a predicted model, not a curated record. Gene Ontology annotation, biological process: positive regulation of transcription by RNA polymerase II.
AUGGCGCUGGACGUAAAUGCAAAGGACAUGCUGAAGAUGACUGCUCUUCAUUGGGCUACAGAACCAAAUCACCAAGAAGUAGUGGAACUCUUAGUAAAAUAUGGAGCAGAUGUCCAUACGCAAAGUAAAUUUUGCAAAACAGCAUUUGACAUCGCUGUGGACAAUGGGUUUGAAGACCUGGCAGAAAUAUUACAGAUUGCAAUGCAGAACCAAAUCAACACAAACCCAGAAAGUCCCGACACUGUGACGAUACAUGCAGCAACGCCUCAGUUCAUCAUUGGACCUGGCGGGGUAGUGAACCUAACAGGUCUGGUAUCUUCUGCAAAUACAUCAUAUACAUCAGAUGAUACAGGAGUGUCUGCUGUCCAGUUCGGUAAUUCCUCAACUUCAGUACUAGCAACUUUGGCUGCCUUAGCGGAAGCUUCAGCUCCAUUGUCCAACUCUUCAGAAACGCCAGUUGUGGCUACAGAAGAAGUAGUGACUGCAGAAUCUGUGGAUGGUGCAAUUCAGCAAGUUGUCAGUUCCGGAGGUCAGCAGGUUAUUACCAUAGUGACUGAUGGGAUUCAGCUUGGAAACCUCCAUUCCAUUCCAACUAGUGGAAUGGGUCAGCCCAUUAUUGUGACCAUGCCAGAUGGACAACAAGUCCUUACAGUACCAGCAACUGACAUUGCUGAAGAAACGGUGAUCAGUGAAGAGCCUCCAGUCAAGAGACAGUGUAUUGAGAUAGUUGAAAAUCGGGUGGAGUCUGCAGAAAUAGAAGAAAGAGAAACUUUACAGAAGCAGCUGGAUGAGGCAAAUCGGGAAGCGCAGAAGUACCGCCAGCAGCUUCUGAAGAAAGAGCAGGAGGCGGAAGCCUAUAGGCAGAAGUUGGAGGCAAUGACCCGCCUCCAGACUAACAAAGAAGCUGUCUGAAUGGUUGAAGUGAGCCUUCUGUAAAGCCAGUUUUAGAAAACAGCAGUACAAUCCGGACCUGCGUGUCGCAUCAGCCACAGCCCCGGGAUUAUAUGCUAGAGAAGAUGCUACAGGUUUGAAACUGGACUUAAGCCAUGAGUUCUGGUGAAUUUCUUGUAUAAUAAGUAAAGUCAGAAUUUAGACAUUUUGUGCAAAAAAGAAAAAAAAUAUUUAAAAAGAAAUACUGUAAAUAGUUGUUUUUUUACAGUUCCAAAAUUAGUUGCUGAAUCUUUUUGAAGGGAUCCACAAACAUGCAAAGGCAAUGUUUUUGAGACCUUUUUGAUUUUAGUACAAAACUGCUGAAAUACAGAACAGUUUUAAGGGUGAUAACUGUUGAUUUGAACUGACGGUGUGAAAAUGAAUUAUGUGAUGGAACCAAUCCAGAAGGCUAGCAACUUAGACUUCUGAGUUCAUACAUCUCCUCAUGGAAAUCCUUUGUACAGCUUUAAGUAGUUGUCCAGAGUCUCUGAACCCUGCCCCUCCCUUUUUUAUUUAGAAAAAGUGUAAUUUUUUAUAUUUAAUUACUGUUAUAUUCAAGUAGAUUGACAUGUAUAUGAAGCUGAUAUUUUUUAAACUUUUCAGUUUGUACAUAUGCUGCAUGUUUAUAUCUAUAUAUAUAUCUAUAUAUAGGUAUAUAAUUUCUACAUACAACUUACAGAAGUAUUUUUCAGGAAAGAAGAGCGAAAAUUAUGAGAAAAAAUGUCUAAUCUAUAGGUCAUGGGUGGGGAGAGAGAAGCAAGCUGGUGGUUUUUUGUUGUUUUAUGCGAGUCCUAUUUCUUGAUGAAAUGUAACUUGAGAGAAGAGAAAGAAAACCAAGACAGGUUUGUAUGUAAACCAGACUUUGCACCAACCACUUUGCACCAACCUGGUGCCUUCGGAUUGUUUUUGGAUCACAACUCCUAUCACUGCCAGCCAGCUUGACUGUGCUGCUUGGGGCUGAUGGGAGUUGUAGUUCAAAAAUAUAUUGAGGUCACCAGGUUGGCACGAAGGCUGAUGUAAUAUAUGGAUUAUUUGAAAUUUAUUCUACGCAGAGCAUGAAAUCACAUUUCUAGCGUGUCUAGCAAAUCUGGGCCACAAAUCCACAGGUGGAGACCAAGUUGCAAAGCAGUCCAGUUAACUUUCCCUCUGCUCCUAUGCUGCCACCUUAACCUUGUAGGCUCUUCACUUUGCAGGCUCUUCACUUCCAAGCAUUACAAAGAAGGUGGCUGCAAUUGUUCUUUGCGAUGGGUGGAGAGGGGUUGCAGAGUCCACUUUAAAGAAUCUAUAGGUGAAUGACACAGAACUGUACGUUAUAACAUGAUUCUGAUUGACCAAAAGCAAACGCGAAUGAGUUGAGCUCAUUGAAAGCAUUUGACGAUAUCUAUGCAUGCAGCAAAAGGUGGUAUCGCAUGAGCUGCACAAAUUUCCGAAGAGGGUGGAGUUAUUUGACAGGAAAGAGUCCAGAUUUAUAACGGCGUAUAGCAAUUCACUUAUUUGUAUGUAACACGGGCACAGAAGGAACUUGGCUCAAGCUGAACUCGAGCUAUUGCCUAUCCGGUGCAGCAGGAGCAUAGAGUGGAGGAGUGAGUUGAGCGACAACAUAAAUAUAUACGUUGAUUUGAUACUGUUGUUGCCUACAGUUGUUUCUGAUUGCUAGGAUUAUGUUUGAAUUUGUGCAGUCAUCAAAGAUAAGAUACAUAGCACUUCCAGUGUACAACACUAUCUCUUUGAAGCAUUGUGAUAUCAAGAAAUAGGUGGCAGCCCUAAAUCACCAUUACGUUUGAGAAUAUAGGAGUGUUGUCACAUCCUUGGGAAGUAGUCAGCACUUGGUCCCAGGAACUGCGGUUGAAGGGGAAAUAGAUGUAAUCUGACAUACCAAGGACCUCACAACUCAAGUCUGCUUUGCACAUGCAGCAAGAAUGAGAGGUAGAACAGACUGUACCACUUCAGGUUGCAGGUGGAGACUGUCGUUUUUUAAUGUUCCCUCGUGCUUUUUUUUUUUUUUAAAGAAAACUUGCAGGAAGAAAGCUAGCACGUUGGAGGGAGUGGUGCUGAUCCAGCCUUCUGCCUUGUGUGCUAGUUUUCUACUUGCAGGAGGCUUUUUUUUUUACACACAGUGGAAUGUUCAGGAACAUGAUUGAUUUUCUCGGGCAGCCUUUUUCUUUCGCAUCGCUCUGCUGCAAGUGUAGACCCAGCCAGAGUGCUUCAGAACCAAGAGCAACAUUCAGAUACCUGUGGCUUUUAGACCUUCACUUAGACCAUACUGCCUUAAAGAUUACUGAGUCUACAUUGCAUUACACUUCAAACUACUGUGCAGCUCCUUUAUUUCAGAGUAUACUUUGUAUUUGAUUUGUGCUUUGCUGUGUCUGUUUCAGUGCUUUUAUGAAAAUGUAUAACUUUAUAAAAUCAUCUAGAUGACCUAUACAAAAUAAUUGCCCUUAAAACUGUACUCUGGCCUACUUUUUCUAUUUACAAUUAAAUAUCUUUUCCACAA